Molecule: messenger RNA, 1505 nt
Organism: Paramecium pentaurelia
Lineage: Eukaryota; Ciliophora; Oligohymenophorea; Peniculida; Parameciidae
Source: the annotation of a GenBank genome assembly
AUGAAAUAAUUAUCCACUGUUACUAAACCAAGAGGAGUAGAUAGAGUGAAAUAAGCAGAUCAAUUUAUUUAGUGUUUUCAUAAUAAAGAGAGUGAAGAAUUAAUUAAGAAAUGGAAUAUUUAAUUAGAACCAAAAUGUUUAUAGAUUUAAAGUUCUAAAAUCAAACCAGGAAAUAUUAUGAUGGGGAAUAACACAUCUAUAAAUAUAGAAACAGGUAAUUUAGAUAGAGAUACUCAGACAGCUAUGUUAAGAGGAGUAGGUUUAGAGAAUUGGGGAAUAUUAUAUAAUGAUAGAGAUGGUAGAUAAGCUGAAGAUUUUAUGAGUUGUUUGAGAGAGAGUAUUGAAUAUUGUAAAUUUUAAUGCAAAGCUCCUCGUACUUUUGUACUUCAUUCAAAUAGAAUUGAAGAUUGGAUUAAAUAAAUAGAUUUAAUUGUAUAAUAAUCAUAAGGACCAUAAAAAGUAACCUUGUUAUUAUUAAUAUUAAAUGGUCCAAAGAAGAAUGCUCCACUUUAUACAGAUAUCAAAAGAUAUUUAAUUAAUGAUUGUCCAAUAGCUUCAUAAGUUAUAUUGAGUUCCACUUUAAAUUAACCUAAAGGAAAAGUUAAAACUAUUUGUAAUAAAUUAUUGGUUCAAAUUUGUGCUAAAGUUGGAGGAACACCUUGGGGAGUAUCAGAAUUACCAUUUACUGAUUAACCAACUAUGAUUUGUGGAAUGGAUGUAUAUCAUUCUACUGGAAAAGCAAAAAAAUCUAUGUUAUCAUUUGUAUCAACAGAAGAUGAAUUCUUUAGUAAAUACAUGACUUAAUCAAUUGAAAUGGAAACUGGAGUAGAAUUUUCAUUCAGUUUAUGUCCAGUCUUAGUCAAAUCCUUGCAAUCUUUUUGUGGAGAUAGGAAUGGUCCUUUGCCAUCUAGAAUUAUUAUAUUCAGAGAUGGUGUUUCUAAUUCUUAAGCAAAAACUGUUAUUGAAACAGAAGUAGCACAAUUCAGAUAAGCAAUUGAAUAAGUUAAAACAGAAAAGAAUUCUGACAAACCAAUUAAAUUGAUAGUAUUAUCAGUCAAUAAAAAAGUAGGAGCUAAAUUUUAUGCUGGAGAGAGGUAAUAAUUAUUUUUAUUAUCAUUAAUAUAGAAACUUAGACAAUCCACCUUAAGGUACAUUGAUAGACACUGAAAUUAGCAAUGGAAAAGAUGAUUAUUAUUUGAUAUCUCAAAGAACAACUUAAGGAACAGUUUAGCCCACUCAUUAUCAUGUUUUAGUAAAUGAUUUAUUUGAUGAACCUAAUAUCCUUAAGAAAUUGUAGGCUUUGUCUUAUAAAUUGUGCUAUAUGUAUUACAAUUUCAGUGGAGCCAUUAAAGUAAUUGUUAUAGUUUUAGUAGAUACCUGCACCUAUCCAAUAUGCUCAUGUUUGUUCUAAUUUUAUAGGAGAUAGAUUUGAUCCAAGAAAACCAUAAUCUUUGAUUAAGCCAAAUCCAAUAUUGAAUCAGAGAAGAUCACUCUUCUUCAUAUGA